Trachymyrmex cornetzi is the source of this 656-nucleotide messenger RNA. Its product is annotated as migration and invasion enhancer 1. Bases 282 to 569 code for a protein of 95 amino acids. NCBI's taxonomy places the organism in Eukaryota, Metazoa, Arthropoda, Insecta, Hymenoptera, Formicidae. The record is from RefSeq and is a predicted model, not a curated record. Gene Ontology annotation, biological process: positive regulation of filopodium assembly; negative regulation of apoptotic process. The transcript has 4 exons. Gene Ontology annotation, cellular component: cytosol.
UACAAGACGAAGUUACAUUUGUCCAUAACGCGAUUGAUUAACCGAUAAAUUGAAAACUUGAUGCUUAAUGAGAAUAACGAAAAUGGUUGUUUACUGUGCAUAGUUGUACUGGAUUUUAUUUCCGACAAUGCUACUACGUACAUUGCAUGUGUCAACAAAGUAUAAAAACAAAAACAAGAAAAACACGUGAUGUUAAUCAGAUAAAUUGUCAAUAGUGGGAAGGCAAGUACGUUGAUGUACUAUCGAUCCAUGACUUAAAAUAUGAUAAAAUAGCAGAAAAAAUGAAUGUAAAAGUUGACGUCGAAUAUUGUGGUUCGUGUGGGCACAAGAAACACUUUCUUGAAUUGGCAGAGGAAAUAAAGAAGAAUGUCCCCCAUGUCACUGUCUCUGGUACAGCAGGAAGGCAAGCCUCGUUCGAAGUGCAAGUCAACGAUGAGCUAGUAUACUCUAAACUCGAAACUCUCGCGUUUCCAGACUUUGGUGCAAUUGCGGAUAUGAUCAAAGAUGUAUCUGUAGGUAAACCAGUGAAGAAAAUUGAGCAUCAGACUGCAGACUGUAUAUUAUUAUAAACACAUUUUAUUAUAAAUCAGGUACAAAAUAAAAAUCAUUUUAUUGAUAGAGGAAAGGAGGCCCACAUAUUCUCUUGCCCCCCUUAU